Molecule: messenger RNA, 1145 nt
Organism: Onthophagus taurus
Lineage: Eukaryota; Metazoa; Arthropoda; Insecta; Coleoptera; Scarabaeidae
Gene: AIMP2
Product: aaRS-interacting multifunctional protein 2
Cellular component (GO): aminoacyl-tRNA synthetase multienzyme complex
Source: RefSeq, a predicted model, not a curated record
AAUUGUAUGCGCACGCCAAUGACAAUUGACAGAAUCAGAAUUGGAAAAGUCAAAAUGGUGGUUGAUUAUUUUAAAUAAAAAACGAAAAAUUGCGAAUCGGUAAAAAAUUAAAUUAACCCGAAUCACCCGAUCGAAAACGACUACGAAAUGUGCGAAAUAGGGCAAAUGUACGCGAUGCGUCCGUUAAUCGACCAUAACGGCCCCUUAGAAUUACCUCAGUGCAUGUAUAAAAUGCGAAAUCUCCAUUCGGGAAGAAAUGGUGAAGUGAUUAACGAUACGGGUCACGUUGUCGUAAGUAAAGGAAAUUUGGACACGUUCGAGCGGGUUUAUCAAUUUUUAAAGAACAUUAACCCACCUAGUAACAUGGUUGAAAUUGCUCAACGGCAAGACGAAAUUUUGCGCCAACUUAAUCUACUUCGAGAACAGAUGGUUAGUUUGAGAACAUCUUUAAAAUGUGAUGAUAAAGGUGAUUUGUCUGUUUCUUCAAAAAAAUCUAAUUUAAAGAUUGGGACAUAUUCAGCGGUGAUUAAUAUAAACACAACAAGACCACCUUAUUUCUUAGAAAUCCUUCAAAAAAUUUUACAAAACGUCGUAAUUUUACAAAUCACACCUCAUUUACACUCAUCCGUGAACUCUUGGCCUAAUGUGAUUAAAAACUGUCUUGAUAGAAUGGAAAAGAUUUCCGUUUCUAAUCAAAAUAAUUUACCGGUUAUAUCUUUAAGAGUAAUCGUCAAAAAUAUUGAUACCCAAACACAAUUAACUGUUUCGGACGAAACAAUAAUUGGUGAAGUAAACGUUUUACGAUAUCUUGCAAGAACUAUACCCUUGUUGGGGUACGAAGAUGCGAAUCCAUUUGAAAUUGAUCCAAUUUUGGACGCUUGUUAUUUUAUCGUUGAAGCUAAGAAUAAGUCAGCACGAGCCAAAUACAUCAAUUUUAUUUUCAAGAAAUUGGGGAUUAAACGGACAAAAGAUCAAUGGUUAUGUAAUGAAAAGAAUUAUACCAUUGCAGAUAUUGCAGUUUACGCAACAUUUAAAUAUUUAGAUGAAAAUGAAUUAAAUGUUACUUUAAAGAAGUAUAUGCAGUUCUGUAAAUCAACAUUUGAUAAUUGAUAGAACAAAUGUAAAUAAAUAUUAAUUGAGAGAGA